AUGCGCAAUUCUCCAAGACCCGAACCUCUGAGGCAGCACAUCCCCGCAUACCUAGCUAGUCUGAAGCCGGUGAAACCCGCGUCCACCCUGCGCGAGACCAUCGCGGGUGCAUUCUCACUGCAGGGGUUUCGGAUCACAAUGUCACUGUCCACGCACGGCACAAUUCACUGGCUCGAGAUCCCAGUCAUAAAUGCAGCCCGGGCCGCAGCUUUCUACACCUCCAUCUUCCGCUGGGAAUGCACAAGUUUCGGCCCGUCUUCGCCCCCCUCUUCGUCCUCCUCAUCAUCUACACCCGCCAACAACAGGAACCCAGCAAGCACGAUCCACAUGUUCCGAAAGGGCGGCACGCUCAACGGCGCGUUCAUUCAGGUGCCUGAGGGCUGUCUGGUCCAGGCCUGGGGAUCCAGCGGCUCGGUCGACGGCAGAGUCAGCAUGGCGGUCCUGACGACAUUCGCGGUUGAGAGCAUUGAGGCGACGUUGAAGAUGGUUGAGGACUUGGGCGGGAGAGUGUACUUGGAAAAGACGGCCAUUGGUGGCGGAAUGGGGUACUUGGCUAGGUUCGUCGACUGUGAGGGCAACCUCCAAGGCAUCUGGGCCCAAAAUUAA
Molecule: messenger RNA, 606 nt
Organism: Diaporthe batatas
Lineage: Eukaryota; Fungi; Ascomycota; Sordariomycetes; Diaporthales; Diaporthaceae
Exons: 5
Coding region: 1-606 (201 amino acids)
Source: RefSeq, a predicted model, not a curated record